This is a messenger RNA of Drosophila suzukii, 1348 nucleotides long. NCBI's taxonomy places the organism in Eukaryota, Metazoa, Arthropoda, Insecta, Diptera, Drosophilidae. The record is from RefSeq and is a predicted model, not a curated record.
GAUUAGCAAUAACUCUGACUUGUCGAUCGAUAGAGAAAAAAGGUUGAAUUUUCACCGUCGCUCCGUUUCGAACUGCACGCCCUUCGCCACACAAUUCGCGCAACUUUCGGUCGAGCGAGAGCAGCCCAAUAGAAAGGAAUCCACCAAUCCAGAAAUCCACUGGAACUCGUCACCUUUUCAACUUCCAGCCAGCUCCUCUGCGUGUGUGUGUGUCAUCAAGAUGAACAGCUCGGGCUUUAUGUUCAACUCGAUAAUGGAUAUCGAUAAUGGAUAUCUGGAGGGUCUGUGCCGGGGCUUCAAGUGCGGCAUCCUGAAGCAGGCCGACUACCUGAACCUGGUGCAGUGCGAGACCUUGGAGGAUCUCAAGCUGCAUCUGCAGGGAACCGACUAUGGCAGCUUCCUGGCCAACGAGCCCUCGCCCUUGUCGGUAUCCGUCAUCGACGACAAGUUGCGCGAAAAGCUGGUCAUCGAGUUCCAGCACAUGCGGAACCACGCUGUGGAGCCGUUGUCCAACUUCCUGGACUUCAUCACCUACGGCUACAUGAUCGACAACAUCAUCCUGCUGAUCACCGGCACGCUGCACCAGCGACCCAUCUCCGAGCUGAUCCCCAAGUGCCACCCACUGGGCAGCUUCGAGCAGAUGGAAACCAUCCAUGUGGCGUCCACGCCCGCCGAGCUGUACAACGCCGUUCUGGUGGACACGCCCCUGGCGCCCUUCUUCGUCGACUGCAUCUCCGAGCAGGAUUUGGACGAGAUGAACAUUGAGAUCAUCCGUAACACCCUCUACAAGGCAUAUCUGGAGGCGUUCUACAACUUCUGCAAGAACAUGGGCGGCGCCACCGCCGACGUCAUGUGUGAGAUUCUGGCUUUUGAGGCCGAUCGUCGUGCGAUCAUCAUCACCAUCAACUCUUUCGGCACCGAGCUGUCCAAGGACGACCGUGCCAAGCUGUAUCCCAACUGCGGCAAUAUGUACCCCGACGGCCUGGCCGCUUUGGCUCGGGCUGACGACUACGAGCAGGUGAAGACCGUGGCCGAGUAUUACGCAGAGUACGCCGCCCUGUUCGACGGAUCCGGCAACAAUCCCGGCGACAAGACGCUGGAGGACAAGUUCUUCGAGCACGAGGUGAAGCUGUACGCCUUCUUGCAGCAGUUCCACUUCGGAGUCUUCUACGCGUACCUCAAGCUCAAGGAGCAGGAGUGCCGCAACAUCGUCUGGAUCGCCGAGUGCGUCGCCCAGAAGCACCGCGCAAAGAUCGACAACUACAUACCCAUCUUCUAAGCGCGCUAGAUGAUCGCUAACCAUUUGGCAUACAAAUAAUAUUAUACGUUUUUUUUUCCUGCCUUUCGA